AUGGCAAAAGUGGGCAACCAUGUUGAAAUUGCUGAGCGAAAACUUCUCAAUGCCAAGAGAUCCAUGAGUUCAAGGAAAGGAAGUUCUCUAUCAUUACUUUCAAGCAAACCCUCUCAUAUAGAACUUAAAUCUGUCAACAAGACGAAACAUUUUGAAAGGCACUUCAUUAAGGGAACUCUGUUAGAAAAACCUAAAUUGAAAAGUUAUCCAAUCCAAAAUGAAAGUAUUCCACAUAUUGAUAAAGUUGUGAGUUCUACAGCUGCUGAAGCCAAGCCUAAACCUCCUCCUUUCAAAAUACCUGAAAUUGAACCCAAAGAACUGAAACAAGUUUUGUCUCAAAGUUCUACACCUCUUACAGUUUCCACAAGUGAUACCUCGAAUUUUCCAGAACUUCAGUACUCAUCUUCAGGAAGCACCUCAUCUUUAAUUAUGGGCUUGAGUGAAAAUAAAGACUUAAAGUAUGCCAUGACAAGGCAUAAAACCAAAUCUAAUGACAAUGCACCAAAAAUUGUCUUUUCAUCUUGGGAAAAAAUAUUUUUACAAGAGGAAGAAGUUGGACUAGACAGUCAGAUUAGUUCUCCUGCUUCUGAAAAUGUACCACCUGCCAGGAAAGUAACAAAUGGUAUGGAAUGGAAAAUAGUGCCUGCUGGGAAGAAACCUAUUUUCAAUCGCAACAGUUCAAAAUCUAAUUCUGGGUUUCAAAAACUCCGAGACAUUAUCGAGCGACAGAAAAAGAAGUUUGAAGCAUCAAACAUAGAAUCAGAUGAUGAUGUUGUUGUUAAUCAUCGAAAAUUUUUAAAAUCAUCUCCUACACAUGAACAUAAGAAACUUCCUGAGAAACCUACAUAUGGUGAAACAUUGCAAGUGGAAUCUGCAACUUCACUUUGGAAAGAAAGUGAUCAAGUAGUCGUGGUUAAAAAACCUGCAAUAAAACAGAAAAGUUCAAACCGUGAAGAAUGUGAUGCAGUUAAAAGUACAUCUGAAAAAUCUUCAAAAAGUAGUUCAAGUGAGUUGUCGAGUCAAGAAACAGUAAGCAACCACAUGAAUCAUUCAACAAAAGAAAAUGUUGAAUCCCAUCCAGCCGUAGAAUCAGAUGUCUCUGAAUCUAUUGGCGAAAAAACGAAAAUCACAGAACAAGUGAAAUCCUUCGAUGAAGAUAUUUCUGAAUUGACUUCAAUAGUUGAUACCAAGCAAAGUAGCAAAGCAGACAAUGUAUUACCAUCCAAAACACCUAAAAGUAUCAAACGAAAAGCAGUUAAGCCUCCAGAACAAAGUGCUCCUUCUCCAAAAGUUCGUCAUUAUGAUGUUGAGAAAGUUAGAGACUACAUCCAAAAGAAGAGAAUUGAGAGAAAAAAAAGGCAUAUGGAGGAGCAUAAAAAGCGUUUGAUGGAAGUACAGAAAAAAGAAGAGGGUCUACAGAAGCUGUAUGAGCAUCAAAAGCAAAGUGUUAAAGCAGUAUCUAAAGACAAUCCUAUGUCACCUCUAAAAGUUUCCAAGUCAAAGAAACUUGCAGUACUUAAAAUGCACCACAAUAACUCACCUGCUGUUUUAAAUAAGGAAAAUUUUCAGAAACUAACUUCCAAACUGGGUCAUGGAGGAAAUGUUUUAGAAAAUAAAGAAUGCUCUGAAUCUGCUUCUGCAAGAGUUAAGCAAAAUGUUCCACCCGAAGAAAGUGAAGAACCAACCAGAGAUUUUAUGCCCAUGAAAACUGAUCUAAAAGUCUGUAAACCCAAUAAAAUUCAUGAUAGUCAUGAAAUAAAAGAAAAUGAUAGUUUUCCGAAAGUUUCAGACCAGGCGCUUAUUUCUAUCGCAAAAGCUGGUGACAAGGAUGUACCAUCAAAAAUGGUAAAUUUAAAUGAAUCCUCCAAACCCGACAUUUUAGCUUCCUCAUCUAACUGCAGUUAUGCUUCAACCCUGAGUACUCCCACUGAGCUUAGUCAAAUGUCUGGUAUAAGUAAAUCUUUUCUUCAGGCAUUGAAAGAAGCCAAAGCUGCUCCUCCAAUCACAUCUGAAUCAAGACAAUGUGAAACAUUGAAGAAUUUGAUGAAAUCAAUUGAUGUAUUGAUAGAGCCUUACGAAUACUUUUUAAGAACAAAAAAAUGGGUUGAAGAAAGUCCACCCCCGCCUAGUCUUAAGGACUCUGAAAAAACUGAAUCUUCAGCUGGGAACAUCAUUAACAAAGCUGUGCAUAAAAAAAACAGUCGUAACUUCAAGUUAGAAAUUGCCAAGUCUCUAAGCAUGCCAAAAGAUAAUAGUAUCUUUAUGGAGAGAGUUUCUGGCAUCGGAGAUCCAAAUGAACUUUAUUCAAGAAUAAUGAAUGAAGACGCCUCAAUCCAAAGCGUUGUUGAAAAUAACAUUAAACAAACUAGUAAAAGUGUUGAAUCUGAUGAAAAUGUAUCAGAGGAUGAUUUAAUUGAGGAAUCUCUUCCGUCAGACGAAGAAAAUGAAGUAAUAAGUGCUACUAAUCUUAACGAAAUUCAUUCUCCUCACGUAAGCCCCUCACUCAGUCAUCACAAUUCUGGAGCAUCUGAAGCGCUCAUUUCUCAUAGUAUUAGUUCUGAUGAAAGUAAGGAAAAUAGUGUUGUUGAGCUGCAAAGAAAGAAGAAUAUGUCAAGUGCUUCUAAUUCGGAAUCGCUGGUAUCUGAUGUAAUUAGCAUUGUAGAAAAUACAAAUGGUAGAUCACCAAAUUCAGAUGAAACUUUAAUUAAUGAAAGUAAAUCAAUCAAUUCACAAGAAGAUGCAAGUUCAGGUCCUGUUGCGAGUAAAAUAUCUGACACUGUUGAAGAAAAUGGUAGCAAUGUUGAAACUGAUGAAAGUAUCCGUUCAGUUAUGGAAUCUAGUGGUUCUGAAAUUGGUAGUGAUAAAAAUUCAACUCGUAAUUCCUCAUUUAUUGGUGACAGUCACAGAAUUAAAGAAAGUCAAGAUGAGAUCUCGGUCAAAAGUAAAAGUGACAGAAUGAACAUAAAAAGUAUUUCUGCAAAUGGCUCUAAUGGAGUAGCAUUGAACUCAAAGCAUGAUUUAAGUGGUUAUGCACCAGGAGGAGCAGCAAAGAAAGGAAUGACGAACAUUCAAGAAAACACCAAGCAUUUCACACAAUUCCCCGACGACGGCGGAAUGUCUGAUGACGAGUUCCUGGGGGAUUCAAUGGGUGUCUCGUUGGUGUACAUAAGAACCUUCAGCUGUCCUCACGAAAAAAUUCAAGGCAGGAAAGAUCUGAUUAAGCAGCACAUACCUAGUGAAAAUGAGCAGUACUUGCAUUCUCAGUUUGUGAAAAAGGUUGCUUCCGAGGCAGCAGCUGCAGCAGCUAAAUCUGCUGUGACCGAGAUAUUGAAGUCUCAAAAAUCCAUUUCAUCUAAAAGACAUCCAAUUAGGAUUUCGGUUGUGGACUCUAGUUCUUCGUCUAUGAGAUCAAAGCAACACAGCAUCAAUUCUGAGUAUGUUGGAUUUGAAAAAUCCUCAUCUAAGCAAUCAAAAUCUAGUCGCAAAAAAUCAAAACAUUCCACCUCUAAUGCAAGCUCUAAACAUGAUGAAAUAAUUGAAGAAAUUCAAUCAGCCAGUAAUGAAGAAAUAAUGGAACAAUCAAGUUCCAUAGAACUUGAAGAGUUAUCUGCACAGAAAUCUUCUCAUAGCUCUUCUUCUAAAGUGGCAGAAGUGAUUGAAUCAGUGACAUCUGAUUUGAAUGCUUCAAGUAUCAGUGAAAAAUUUUCCGAAAGAAGUAAUAAAAGAAAGAUAUCUGGAAAUCUCUCAUCGCCUUCUCCGGCUAGUCUAUCAGAUAAUGAAUCCAUAUCAUCUGCCACAAUGAUUAGCAGUCAGUCUGGGGACUCUGAUUUCUCCCAUCAAAAUGAGUCAGAUGACUCUUUUGCUCAACUCGCAUUAGAUGUAGUGAAGGGAAUGAGUCAUGAUAAGCAGUUGAGUGCAAAAGAAAAGCUUUCCUUUCUACAAAUGCAAGAGAAAAUCAUUGUUGAAAAGGCCAGAGUUGAAAUAAAGUUGCUAGAAUUGUGUAAAAAGAAGUUACGUGAUAAAGGGAAGGAGCGAGAAGUAACUGCGAUUAAAAAGCUUCAAAAUGAAAUAAUUCUGAGGCUUCGGCAAGAAAAAGCUGAACUACAGUGUAGACAAGAAGCUUGCAGAAGCAUAUGUGAAAAUCACAAGGCUCUUUUGGAAGAUAAAAAGAAGCUUUUAAAAGAACCAAUGUCUUUAGCGUAUCAGAUAUUGAAUAGGAAAGAAAAAGGACAUAUCUCAAAGCUUGCUUCCCAAGACAAAUUGAAAGAAGUUCCUAGAGCUAAAUCUUCCUCUUCGUCCACACCAACUGUCAUUUCUAAUGAUGAACAGAUAGUGGAGGAGGAAGGUGUUAUUUCUGAAGUUCCUGAGAUGUUGAAAGGUUUAGCAAGCAAUUCUUCCCUAGAAUCUGUUAUUGAGCAAAUACCUGAGCAAACUAAGUCAUCUUUACCAUCCUAUAGUAAAUCUCAUCAAAGUUCUCCAAGUGUUACUUAUUCUCCAUCAAACACGGGACAAAGUAACUCAAAUAUGAACCAACCAAGCAAUUCCCUAGAUACAAAUAUUCAAGGCUUGAAGAAGCUUGAAGCCAGUAAAAGGCAUUUAACUAAAAGGGAACAACGUAUUCUGCAGAGAAGAAAGCAUGUUGAAAGUCUACUUCAAUGGCAUAAAAAGCUUGAUAGUGAAGAAAUGGCAGUUAGAGAACUUGAACAAAAGGCAUUGGAACUUGUUGACCACAGUAAAAAGAAGACAAAGUACUAUGUUUCUUCUACAUCAACAGAAUUAAACAAUAUGAACAAAACGGAACCAAACACAGAAACUGCACCUCCACCAGAAGCUAAAGUGAAUUUCUCUAGUCAAUCCAGUGAUAUAACUUCAUCCAUUAAAAACGCAAGUAGUAGUCAUAAGCUUAGCAACAAGGAAAGUUCAUCCAUCCUGGAAGAGAGCAAUUCCGGAUCUUCCUCGGGAAAUGGCGUGGAAGAAGCUCUUACUCCCGAAAAAGGUAGUUCCGGGGCAGAGUCAUACGUUACUACUGUAGCAAGUUCACUGAAAGAAGAUAUUAAAAGUGGAAGUUCAGCAACAUCUGUGCAUACCGUUGAUGCCCCUGCAGAAAAUUCUGUUGGAGAAGAAAUAAUAGGUGAUGAAGUAUCAUCAAUUGUCAUCUCACCUUCCCUUAAAGAUAGAUCCUCCAACUCGGAUAUUUAUUCAGAAUCAUUUGAAUCUACCACAAGCAGGAAAAGCAUUUUGCUUAGCAGUCCCCUUUCCUUCAGGAAUACAAGCCCUAAACAAAGCCUGAAAAAGGAUUCAGGAUUAGGAAUUAGAGCACCCCUAGUCCCUCGGAAUAUGAGACGUCAUGAUUCCAGUGGUUCAGAUGAUUCUUAUACAAUAUCUCAUUCAGAAACUGCAUCUGAUCAGAGUGAUAUUGAAGUCCGUAUCCAUGCAUUAGCAGAAGAAUUACGCAGGCGUAAGGCUGAAGCUGAAAAACUGAAGCGUGAGCAAAAGAAAAAAUAUCGAGAACAACUGAAAGAAAAAGAGUUGUCACUGCAAAAACAAAUUGAAGCAUAUAACCAGUACAUUCAGCAAACAAAGCAUCAGAUUGAAUCUGCAGUAUCCCUUCCUCAAACUUCUAACACCACCGUAGUAAAGCCUCAAAUUAAAUGGCCUCGACCAGAAAAAAUACUUGAAUCUAGGAGACUUAGAAAACAAACACCAUACGUUCAUGAUACAUUUUCAGAAAAAAAAUCUGCUGAAAUUAAUGGAAGUAGCCCAGAAUCAGCUAAAAGUUUCACUGAAAGAAGCCCAGAAUCAAGAACACGAUCAGAAGUGAAAACGUCUGCAUUACCUUUGUCAGUGCAAGAACUAUCUACAAUAAAAACAAUUAGCAACAGCUUUGUAAAUAAUAUUUCUGCAGAAAUAAAAGAGCUCUCCUCAAAAGGUGAUCAGAGUAAGGAUUCUGCCGGAGAAAUUUCGUCACUUGAAGUAGAAACUUCAGAAAUAAUCAGCGAUCACUCAAGCAGAUCACAGGCCCAGUCCAAUGAUUCAACUCAUUCAUCGCUAGAAAAAUCUGUGGAAGAAAUAGCUGAUAAGUAUGAGAAAAGCUCUAAUAAUGUAACGGAAUCUAAAUCAGAUACAUUCAUUUCCGAGACUGCAUCUCCAUCAAAUCACACGAGUAAUGGAAAACAUACAGAUGACUCUCUGUCCCACAAAUCCUCAUCUGCGGGCGAAGAGGGCAAUUACUCGGAAGAAUUCGUUGAUGAUCACGAUUCUGACCAAAGCCAUGACAGCAAUAGGACGGUGCUCAAUGAAUCCACUGGAUCUUCUGAAAUGGAAUCAUCGUCAGAAGCACACUCGGUUGUGAAUACUGGCUCCGUAGACGAAGAAGUUGAUGCCGAAAACUUUAAAUGUGACACCUCCAGUGGAUGUCCAGCUCCUCAUUCAGAUGCUUUUGUUAAAAAGCUUAUAGUUCCUGAUAAAAAAUCAGUGCCACAAGAUGCCAUAGAGUCAAGUAUUUUACAAGUGCCAUUUUCCAAUUCUAAGUCAUCUAGUAGUAGUAAAAAAACACUCAAGAUAAAACCGAAUUCAGAAUUAUUUAUUGUGAAUGUUGCCAAUUAUAUGUGUUCUUCAAUACUCGAUGAGGCUAUUAAAACAAUUAUUUUUCUAAAGAGGAAAAAAUCAAAUUCUAAUCAUUUAAAAAGCUCUAAUAGUUACAACAUAUUGGAAACUGUGGUUAAAAAAUCAUAUGUUCCUGUGCAAAAUAAAGAUAAAACAGUUCUAGCGAUUGUUAAUCACUUAAUGGAAAAAUAUUUAACUAAUUCUGUUUCAUCUAUUGUUAAAACAUAUCAGACAUUUAAAUCAAAAUCUUUACAGGCAAAUAAUGAAAAUAAAUAUGCUGUAUUUGAAGAUGCUGAAAAUACAGGAAGCAAAUUGGAGGUGGAUUUAUCCCUACAAACUACUCAUUUUCCGAGUCUGGUUGACAACUACGACCAGGUAACGAUUCAGUAUCCUCAAACUCUCCAGGAUUUGAAUGACAAUAGCAUUUUCAACAAAUCAGUCAACUGGUUGGAUGGUGCCUUUUUAUCUAGCACAAACGAAUUUCAAGUGCAACAACUUGAGCAACAGCUCUUGCUUCAGCAGCAGUACUCUUUCUACUACCGAAAAAUUCCCAACAAGCCUCCUCCGCCAUACACGCCCCCUUCAACAGGAGUAUCAACAAUCUCCCUUGUGAGAGAAACACAUGUGGCCAAAGUCCAAGACAUAAAAUCUAUUACCGAAAAUAUAAGCUACGUCUUGGAUCAUAUUGUUGAUGUGGUGUUGGAUGGCAAAAAACAAGGUCUCUCAAUAAAUGAGAUCUUGGCUCCGAAGUUUGAGAGCAUUGCAGAACGAUUUGAGCUUGUCGAUCCUAGUCAAGUGAUUUUCAUUGAUUUGAUAUUUGAUGUAACAAAAGAAAUACUACUGGAACAAUUCAGUGAAACAGAUCCAGAACCCCAGCCUUGGUUAAGGACUAGAAAACUUACACCAAAGCCAGCAUUCCCUGUGGACAAGAACCGAUUGAUGAAAGUACUGGAGAAAGAAGUCCAACUUGCACUGAAACUUACCUCAGAGAGCACGAAAAUGUCUCGAAGGAAGCAAACCUUGUGGUCUGCGAUGAAGUUGGGACGUAAAAAAAGGGACUUUGUCGACACCAUUCUCAUCAAAGAGCUGAAAGAGGAGGAACCGGAGUGGGUAAAUUAUGACCAGGAUGAAGUCACGGUAAAGUUUCAAAUCGCAGAUUAUAUACUUAACCUCUUGGUUGAUGAUACACUGAAAGUUUUUCAAAACCUUCAACACAAAUGCCAUCAGUGAUUUAAAAAAAAAAAAAAACUUCACAACUGCAUAUAAUCAAAGUAUGUACAGAAAUAAUACGUCAGUAAUUUAUAAUCAAAAUAAAAAAAGUACUUGUAAAUUGUAAUAAAAAAUACAUUUGUAUGUAUUUCAUUCAUAAAGUCAGAGAGUGUAUAGCAAGGGGAAGGCCAAGAAAUAGUGCCCCUCCCCCUUUUUAUUUUAACAAAAGUG
Messenger RNA from Uloborus diversus, 8046 nucleotides. RefSeq names its product centrosome-associated protein 350-like. Gene Ontology annotation, cellular component: centrosome. Gene Ontology annotation, biological process: microtubule anchoring. Lineage: Eukaryota; Metazoa; Arthropoda; Arachnida; Araneae; Uloboridae. Gene Ontology annotation, molecular function: microtubule binding. The coding region runs from base 1 to 7836 and encodes 2611 amino acids. The transcript has 32 exons. The record is from RefSeq and is a predicted model, not a curated record.